CUCUGGUCAACUUUUCUGUCCAGGGCACGUACAAUGCAAGGACCUGCCCUUGUUGAGGAGCACGACCUCCGACGAUUGGAGUCUUUAGCCCUGAAUGGACGAGAGAUCAAAAACAUCGCAGCAAUUGCACAUGCUCUCGCCGAGGCGAAUGCCAGCCAAGUGAGCUAUAAAUACCUGGACGACACGGUAUGCUCCCAUUCACAUGCCAAUUGGACACCACUCUGGCCCUCGCAGCGGCACCCACCAUCCGGGAGGAUGAGGCCGUACCGCAGCAUGAUCUGGGCGAACAAAAAGACAUUGCCGCACAGACAGGUCGAUGUUGCAUCCCCCGACAUCACUGCCGUGCUGCUGUUCACACCAUCGCCGACGCUCGCGAUAUCUGUAUACAUUCCACCGGAGAGAGGUCUCGAUGGAACUUGGACGUUAACUCAAGGGCUGGAAGCAAUCCGGCAUGCCCAUCAACGGGUCCGGAGGGAGUACGGGGACAAGAUUGGUAUCCUCAUCGUCGGAGACUUUAACCGCCACGAUCAGCUCUGGGGAGGAAAUCGUGUGGCAACGCGGCGCCGUCAGGGCGAAGCGGAACCAAUUGUGCUCCUCAUGGCAGACUGGGGCCUAACAAGUUUACUGCCCCGAGGGAUCUUCACCCGGGAGGAAGGCCCACAUCGGUCGACCAUCGAUCUUGUCCUCGCGUCGACGGAGCUGAGCGGACGGGUCACACGGUGUCGCGUCCACCCCGUUGAGCAUGGGUCAGACCAUCGUGCAAUUGAAACAACCUUCCAGAGCGAAGCGCGACCAACGCUCCCCCCGACAACCCGCUUCUCAUUCCGCGAAGCUCCAUGGGCCGACAUCAACAGGGAGUUAAAAGACCUAGAGACGGAGAUCAUAGAUAUCACAGACCGCUCAGAACUGGACGCGACUGCGGGGCGCUUGACUAGCAGGAUCAGCUUAGCAAUUCGUCAGCUAGUCCCGGUUGCGCGGCCAUCCCCAUACAGCAAACGAUGGUGGACUCCGGAGUUAACGGCAUUGCGAGACACGUACACAUGGGCCCGAAAUCGGUGCACGCGAGCUCAGCGGUAUGGAGUCGACCUUGCUGCGCUGGAAGACACCGCAUCAUACCUGCGGGGACAGUACCACCGAGCAAUCCGUGACACCAAGCGACGGCAUUGGAGAGAGUUCCUCGACAAUACCGACAACAUUUGGAAAGCGGCACGAUACCUCCAGCCGGGAGAUCGUUCCAUGGGGAUAGUCCCCACUCUGCGCUCAGGUGACCAAACGAUUAAUGAUGAUCAGGGAAAGGCCCAUGCACUCCUUGAGACCUUCUUUCCCCCGCUGCCCAAUAUCCAGGAUGAGUCGCCGAGAGACAGGCCGCUGCCGGACGCCCUUCCAAUGGAAACGAUUACCCCACACGAGAUCGAGGUGGCUCUGAUGAGGAUGGCGUCGUGGAGAGCCCCCGGACCGGAUGCGCUGCCGGUGGUGGUGUGGCAACAAAUAUGGCCUACUGCGAAACACUGGGUCGUCGAAAUCUUUCAAGCGUCACUCCGAUUCAGCUACUUCCCUAGCGUCUGGAAGGUUGCUAAGAUCGUGGUGAUACCGAAGGGAGGACGUGACCCAUCGCUACCGAAGUCAUACCGCCCUAUCUCGUUGUUGGCGACGCUUGGAAAGGUGCUGGAAGCAGUCGUCGCCAACAGAAUCGCAGCCCUAGUCGAAAAACACCAGCUACUGCCCCCGAAUCACUUCGGGGCCCGGCGGAGGCGGUCAUGCGAGCAAGCGCUCAACAUUCUCAUGGAAAAGAUCCACGAUGCGUGGCGCGAGGGCAAAGUCCUCAGCCUCGUGAGCUUCGAUGUGAAGGGUGCCUACAACGGGGUGGACCCGGACGUUCUGUUACGGAGACUGCGAGAGCGACGGAUCCCUGAGACCCUGAUCCGGUGGGUCGGUAGCUUCUGCUCCUACCGGCGCGCUACGAUCGCCGUGAAUGCGUACCAGUCCGAGGAAAUGGCCAUCCACCACGCGGAAGAAAGGAGCGAUCGCAUUCGUCGACGAUUAUACACGAUGGACGGUGGGCUCGUCGGCCGAGGCGAACACAGCAACGCUCCAGCGGAAGGUCAUUCCGCGGGCGUUAGAGUGGGCGGCGCGGUCUGGCGCAGCAUUCGAGGCCGAAAAGACAUCAUUCACUUCACGAGGAACCAGCGGCAUCGCCAACUCCCCGCGGUUCCGUUAUACGUGGAUGGAGCGAUUGUUGCCCCGGCACCUGAAGUUAAGAUUCUUGACGUGAUACUCGACCAGGAUCUACGGUUUAAAUCACAUAUCGGAAGGGCGGCGGGCAAGGGAAUGAAAGCCGUCCUUGCACUAAGGCGUCUGCGGGGGCUGCCACCAUCUGUGGCUCGCCAGCUAUUCAUCUCAACGGUUGCAUCGAAGAUCGACUAUGCAGCGUCGGUGUGGUGCUCGAUGCGAAAGGAUACUAUCGUCGCCCCGGGAAUUGGACGGCCGUUCGAAGCUACCCAGCGGGUUGCGACGCAGGCAAUAACUGGCGUGUUCCGAAAUACGGCUCUCGCCAUUGCGGAAGCGGAGGCGGGGAUUGAACCGACUAUCGUACGCCUUCGAGCACGCAUCGUGAAGCACUGGAUCUCCUGUCACACCCUACCGAAGGACCAUCCUUUCUGGUCCUGUCGAGCGUCUGCAGCAAUGCAGGAGGGAAGUUACCUGUCACCGUUCAAGAUUUUGGCGAAACAUGGGCCACAAUGCUUGUCCGACCUAGAGGUCAUUCGGCCCUUCCCUUUAGACCCGUGGCAACGGUCUCUCAGUGAUUUGAUCACCACCGUUGGAUCGAAUAUGCAUGAGUUACAUGAAGCCGGCCAUGCCCGCCUGUGGCUGUUCACCAGCUUCAGCGUCCGCAAUGGUCUGAUCGGAGCCGGGCUGGUUGUUCGCGUUAACCAAGUCGACAUUGUCUCGUCGAACCGGACGGUCGGCAGCGACGAUACGCUCAACGCUCACUACGCCCAUAUAGGGGCGGUGUUGGAGGCUGUCUCGUACAUCGAGACGAUGCUCCCUCGUAUCCAGAUGUCACCGUGGAAAAUGCACAUUACGAUUGUUGUGAACAACCCUACGGUCCUGCUAUCGCUCGCAAAGCCACAUCUCCAGGGCGGACAGGCUCUGAUCACCCAGAUUACGGAGGGAAUCAAUAGACUGACGGAGAUGGGCGCUAAGGUCAACCUGCAGCCACCUACAGAAGAGGACAGUGAGAAUACAGCACCAGCGCAUAGCCUAGCACGCGAAGCAACAACGGAGAACAGCGAAGUUAACCCCCCGCCAUGGGCGCGAGUCCAGCUCCGGGCGUCCGCGUUGCGAUGGGCACGGGCCAAUGCUCAACGGCACCGGAAGGAUAACUUCCAACAGUCGACCACUGGCCAGUUUACACGCCAGCUGGAUUCUGCUCUCCCAGGACCUCAUACGGAGAUGUUAUAUGAUUGUCUGAACCGGGAGAAAGCGUCGAUACUAGCUCAACUCCGCACGGGGUAUGCCAGAUUCAAUGGGUAUCUUCAUCGUAUCGGCCGGAGUGAUAGCGAUUUGUGUGUAUGUGGCGUCGAGCGAGAAACGGUGGCGCACUUCCUGCUCCGAUGCACACGAUGGAACGAACAGCGUCGCGCGCUUAUUGAAGCAGCGGGCCCUCACUUUGGUAGCCUGCCAUGGAUGUUGGGAGGGAAAGCGGAGAGGGUAGACGGGGCAAGUGAGCCUAAUGGGAGAACAUGGAAGCCCGAUAUCAGAAUCGUCAGAGCUGUCAUCGCGUUCGCAAUGGAGACAGAACGAUUGGUUGUUGAAGGGUGA
Molecule: messenger RNA, 3822 nt
Organism: Penicillium daleae
Lineage: Eukaryota; Fungi; Ascomycota; Eurotiomycetes; Eurotiales; Aspergillaceae
Exons: 3
Coding region: 34-3822 (1262 amino acids)
Molecular function (GO): catalytic activity
Source: RefSeq, a predicted model, not a curated record